AUGGCCUCUGUGUUGGAUGUUCAAUUCGAGCAUUAUCAUGCCCCGAAUACAAUUGGCUUGCAUGAGAAGGCUCCAAGAAUAUCCUGGAAAAUCGAACGUCCUGUCGGUUCAGCUUUCGAACAAGACGGGUACGAAAUAGAGUUGACAAGAUACCAAGGCAAAUCCCGGCAUACUACCAGUGUCCUACGGGUUGAAUCGCCUUCGUCCAGGCUGACGCAAUGGCCAUUCCCCGACUCGCUUACUUCUCGUGAGAAAAUCUCAUUGAGAGUUAGGGUCUGGGACAAAGAACAGCAAACCACCCCAUGGAGUCUGCCAGCACAUCUGGAAACUGGCCUGCUCGACCGAGAGGACUGGGCAUGCAAACGAAUUGCUGCGCCAUGGGGACCAGACACUGUUGAACCUGGCCCAGAAGAACUCUACCGUCGUCGUUUCACCAUUGAAGGAGAUGUUGACCAGGCUAGGCUUUACAUCACUGCUCAGGGAGUGUAUGAAGCUGAGAUGAAUGGCUCAAGAGUUGGUGACCAUUUCAUGGCACCUGGAUGGACUUCAUAUGAUGGGAGGCUUCAGUAUCAGACUUAUGAUGUGGCCUCUUCCAUAAUCUCUGGAGACAACUGUAUCGGCGUCCGCGUUGCCGAGGGAUGGUUUUCUGGGCGGAUAGGAUUUGAAGGCGGCCAUCGCAAUAUUUGGGGCCCUCACAAUGCGCUGCUUGCCCAGCUUGAAAUAUUGUAUACAGACGGAAGGCGACAGACAAUAAUUUCUGAUGCGUCUUGGGCUGUAUCCAAAGGGCCUAUUCGACUGGCGCAGAUUUACGACGGAGAGACAUACGACGCAACGCAAGAGAUUCCCCUUUGGUCAAAGGGGACGAUGCCUAUGGACUCCCCAGGUUGGUCUCCAGUGUCCGUAAUGUCUGACUUGCCGAGCACAAUUGAGCUCACAGCUGGGUAUGGAGAACCUGUUCGUCGCGUUGAAGUGGUCAAGGCUUUGCGGCAUUGGACAAGUCCCUCGGGCAAGACGAUCAUCGACUUUGGGCAAAAUCUUGUCGGAUAUGUUCGGUUAAAAAACAUCCGAGGACGCAGAGGCCAAAAGAUCACACUUCGCCAUGCGGAAGUGCUGGAACAGGGAGAACUGUCCACCCGACCGCUGCGAAUUUGCAAGGCACUCGACGAGUACAUCAUAGGAAGCGACACCGAAUUGGAGAGUUAUGAGCCACGGUUUACAUUCCACGGGUUUCGGUACGCUCAGAUCGACGAUUGGCCCGGGGACUUCGAGCUAGAAAACGUUGAAGCUGUGGUUUGCCACACGGAUAUGAAGCUAGUUGGCCAGUUUGAGUGCUCCGAUAGCCUGUUGAACAAGCUUUAUCAAAAUAUUGUCUGGGGCAUGAGGGGCAACUUCCUAUCAGUGCCCACAGAUUGUCCUCAGCGCGAUGAAAGGCUGGGAUGGAGCGGGGACCUUGCCUUAUUUGCCCCAACGGCAGGGUUGAUAUACGACUGCUUCGGAAUGCUCAGGAACUGGCUCAUCGAUGUCGAGUUUGACCAGCAUGUGCUUGGGGGCGUUCCCCCUAUGGUCAGCCCCAACGCCACCUUGCCCGAUCCAAUAUGGUGCAGGAGAGUACCUUGUGCAAUCUGGCAUGAUGUUACUAUCCUGGCACCAUGGGCGCUCUAUCAAGAGACAGGUGAUAAAACUAUUCUUUCUCAACAAUACAAUAGUAUGAUAACUUGGAUGAAUGUCUUGCCUAAAGGGCAAGACCAGAUGAAGCAUCUAUGGGAUCCAUCUGUCUUCCAGCUUGGCGACUGGCUCGACCCUGCAGCCCCCGCAGAUGAACCAUGGAAGUCCACGACCAAUGCCAAGAUGGUUGCCAACAUGUUCUUGAUUCAGAGUCUUGACCUGAUGGCAAAGAUAUCUGGGAUUUUAGAGAAUUGGCCAGACGAGCAGCGUUUCAAGGCAGAAGCUGCAGCCGCACGGAGCGAGUUUCAAGACGAAUAUGUCACCAAGAACGGUUUAGUUGCUUCCGACUCUCAGGCAGCCUACGCACUUGCAAUAUGCUUUGAUCUUCUCGAGCCUGCCCAGAAGAAACGAGCAGCCACUAGGCUGGUCGAGCUUGUCCGGAAAAACAAUUUCAAGAUCGCGACUGGCUUCGCUGGCACGCCCUAUAUUUGUGAGGCGCUUGCUUCUACGGGACAUCUACAGAUCGCGUAUUCCAUGCUGUUGGAGAAAGAAUGCCCUUCCUGGCUCUAUCCUGUCACCAUGGGCGCAACUACUGUGUGGGAAAGGUGGGAUAGCAUGCUUCCUGAUGGGUCGAUCAACCCGGGGGAGAUGACUUCGUUCAAUCACUAUGCCUUUGGGGCCAUUGCCAAGUUCCUUUAUGAAAGAGUCGCUGGCCUACAGCGAAUUGAGCCGGGAUGGAAGACAUCUCGGAUUGCACCUUCUAUUGGGGCGAGAUUCUCAAACGCCUCUGCGUCUCAUCUCACACCAAACGGGCGGCUGAGUGUCUCUUGGGAAACAUCACCAAUUGAAGGGAACACUACGACAAUCAGCAUCGAUGUAGAAGUGCCACCGAACACUACUGCCGAAGUAAUUAUUCCAUCCAAGGAAGGGGACAGGAGGGAAGAGGUCGGUGCUGGAUUAUGGUCAUUCACUUCGACGUUUGAGAGAGACUAUGAGUGGCCUGUUUUGCCUUUGAAACCAAAGUCUUGA
Messenger RNA from Clonostachys rhizophaga, 2694 nucleotides. NCBI's taxonomy places the organism in Eukaryota, Fungi, Ascomycota, Sordariomycetes, Hypocreales, Bionectriaceae. The record is from the annotation of a GenBank genome assembly.